CGCAUAUUGUACACACCAGUCUUUCCCCUCGAUCGAGAGGGGACACAGAAAAUCGAAGACGGCAAGGGUUUACAAGAAGCCGAAGAAGAAGAAGACGACGACGCUAAUUGACUCUAAAUUUUCCACAGAACCGCCAUUGAUUCGAAAAAUUGAUUAUCAUUGUGUGUGUGAGAGUUGAAUUUGAAACAAAUUUAUCAAUCUAUCAACUUUUUUUUGUUGUUAGUAGUUUUGGUAAGGAGAGAUGGGAGAAAGGAAGGUGUUGAACAAGUACUACCCGCCGGACUUCGAUCCGGCGAAGAUUCCGAGGCGGAGGCAGCCGAAGAACCAGCAGAUGAAGGUGCGGAUGAUGCUUCCCAUGAGCAUUCGCUGCGGCACCUGCGGCAAUUACAUCUACAAAGGCACCAAGUUCAACUCCCGCAAGGAAGACGUCAUCGGCGAGACAUACUUGGGGAUCCAAAUAUUCAGGUUUUAUUUCAAAUGCACUAAGUGCUCUGCUGAGUUAACAAUAAAGACCGACCCGCAAAAUUCAGACUAUGUUGUUGAGUCGGGUGCAUCACGGAAUUUCGAACCUUGGCGUGCAAAGGAUGAGGAAGCAGAUAAGGAAAAACAAAAAAGGGAAACUGAAGAGAUGGGAGAUGCAAUGAAAUCCUUGGAGAAUAGAACCUUGGAUUCAAAAAGAGAGAUGGACAUCCUUGCUGCCCUGGAUGAAGUGAAGUCCAUGAAGUCAAGACAAGCAACUAUCAGUGUAGAUGCAAUGCUGGAGGUCUUGCAGCGCUCAGCUGAGGAAAAGGAAAAGAAGUUGGAAGAAGAGGAUGAAGCACUCAUAAAAUCAUUAUUUGGAGCACCAAGAGAGGUCGUUCGUAGGAUCGAUGAUGAUAUUCUUGAUGAUGAUGAAGAUUUAUCUCAGAUUUCAACUGAGAAUGCUGAAACAUCAAACAAUAAUUCAAAAAGGAGAAAGGUUUCUGAAGAUCUUCCCACUAAGCCAACAGAUUAUCUGAUGAAAACAAGUUACAAUUCCAAGAAUGAAGAAAACAAAGGGGAUGCCCAGGCACCAGGUGAUGGUAAAUUCAUUUUCAAGUCUCCGUCAGUUAGAGUUUCUGUUGUUAGGAAACCAUCAUCAGCCUCCAACAGUAAUGGACCGGCAAAACAUGAGGAGGACCACAAAACAAAUGUUUCUAGCUCUGGACUAAUGUCUCUAUGUCAAAACUACGAAAGCGAUGAAGAUGAUUAGUUAUCAAUUGUAAAUAACUACGUCAAUAUUUCUUCUUUUUGUAGUAUUGUUUCAAGGAACAAUUCCAGUUCCCUUUUGAGCUUUUGCUAGUGAAACUUGCUUUUUUGGGAGCAAACAAACAAACAUGAAACAUCAACCUGGCUAUAUUCUGAAAGCAACUGGCGAAGCAAAGAUCUCAAGAAACACCAGAACUUUCCAGCUUUAAAUUGAUUACUGUUCAAAGCAUGUGCGAUCUUGAAAAGCCAAAGCUUCUCUUGGAGCAAUGUACUCAAAUUACUGUU
This is a messenger RNA of Camellia sinensis, 1512 nucleotides long. The record is from RefSeq and is a predicted model, not a curated record. NCBI's taxonomy places the organism in Eukaryota, Viridiplantae, Streptophyta, Magnoliopsida, Ericales, Theaceae.